This is a messenger RNA of Notodromas monacha, 1560 nucleotides long. Lineage: Eukaryota; Metazoa; Arthropoda; Ostracoda; Podocopida; Cyprididae. The record is from the annotation of a GenBank genome assembly.
AUGGAAGCUGCGAAAGACGCGUACCAAAAGUCGACGUCGGCGGUGAAGUCGAUGGCGGAGAAGACAACGUCGACUCUCGGAGGACUCGGCAGCGCUAUAACGUCCAAAUUCGGCGACAUGCGAGAAAAUGCCACUUUCAAGUCGUUUGAGGAACGCGUUUCCGCCACUGUUGGAGCAGUGAAGGGCAAGGUGAAUGGAUCCAGAUCCAAUUCCACGCAGGACUUCGACGACGCCCUGAAGCAGGCUGAAUCAAAGGCCGCUGAUGAGGCUGGAGAUGCCUCCGCUCAGCUCGGAGCCGGCGACGAUGCAAACAAAAUGUAGAUCCCUCUUUGUCUCUAGAAAUCAAGAAAAAAAGGAAGAAGAAAAUACAAAGAAAUGAGGAAGAAAACCAGGAAGUUUCUACAUCUACAACAAAAAACAAACGAAGGAAGAAGAAGAAGAAAAGAAAUCCGUCUCCUUUCUCGGCCCGUCAAUCUAAAUAGCCAACAAAAUGGCCGCUUUCAUUAUACCCUCUCGUGAAAUGUCUCUUGUUUUGCUGUUGUGUUUCAGUGCUUUUAGGGAGGUCUUUUGCGAAAUUUUAUUCGUUUGGUUCUGUGAUGUAUGAUUUGUUUUCACCCCCAUCUUCCCUCCAACCACAAGAAAAAAAAAAAAACUCGUGACUCUCCUUCCAAAAAUAAAAUGAAACCGCACAGAUUUUUAAUGACACUGAAAGGCAACCAGGCGUUGCCAAGAUAUUCACCUUUCUGCAGCAGUCGUUGUAUAAAUCUGUGCUUAAAACAUCGAAAAAAGGGGUCAUUUUGUGGUGUGUCCUGAAAAAAAAAUUGUUUCUAAAUGUAAAUGGGCACCUCUGAGUGCAGUAUAUUAGAGUACUGCAGAAAAAAAAAACUCUGUGCACAUUCCUGUUUGUUUUUAAUUUAUUGUGUGGCCAGGGGUCGUGAAACUUAGUGAAAGAAACAGUUGGAAGAAGUUCUCUUUUUUUUUUGGAAUGAACGGCGAGUGCUUUAAAAGGAAAUCCGUCAGAAGAAAUGGGGGAAACAAACAGAAAGGAAAAAAAAAGCCUCUGUAGGUUUUCGGCUUGGGUUUUCCGUUGUUUCGUUUUUUGGGUGAUCUGUGAUGGCGGGAAUCUGGAUGAAAGAAGAUUCGCGGUUUCUCCGUUUUCUUAGCGGACGACUUUGUUUGGAUUGGUAAUUCUUCCGUUUUUUCCCCUACCUCCCACGAAGUUUAUCUUGGACCAUUUUCACCUCCUCCCCCUUUUUUUGAGACAUAAGCAUGUGGGUUUACAGACCUCGCAGUUGUUAUUCAUAUCGUUGGGGUUGAAGAGGAGACAGGAAAGUUGGAAACCAGUUUCAUUGAAUCGGAUUGUAAUUUACAUGGAGUCUAGGGAUGUUUUACCGCUGGGAAAGAAGAAAAAAACAGCCAUAUUAACAUGCUCUUUUUUCGUCGUGUCCGCCGCAAACAGAAAUCUUUCCGGCGCCGUUUUUUGCGAAGUUUUUUCUCGGGGCCGCCUUGGACAGAACCGGGAUCGAAUGAGGGAAAUAUAACAAGUUUCAUGCGUCGAAA